UGGUGAAAGAAGUUGGGUGAAAAGGGCCGGAGAGUGGUGCGAGCCCGGGCUGAUGCCAGAGCGAAGCGGAGGAGCAGCAUCGAGCCUGCGGAUGUAGCAGAUACUGUACACGGCUUCUCCCGCAGGGAUGCGACCUAGAACCGACACAUCAGGCACAGCACAGCUCCGCGGAGGGAUGAACUGACGCAGACUUCUCUUUAUUCCUCAGCGCGAAGAGCCGAGCAGACUUCGUGGAAAAAUGGCCGUUCGUGGCAACUCGCUGAUGCCGUUCUCAAUCCAAGCCAUCCUGAACAAGAAGGACGACAGUCGACACCUGCCAGAUUUGGACAUGUGCUUCUCCAAGACGACGUGCUGGAAAAUAUUCGGGGAGAUGAACGGCGGCUCUCGGAGGGACGAGGCGGAUGCGUGUGAGCCGCCGGACCAGAAGAGCUACGACUCGGACUCGGGACUCAGCGACGACGCCGACAGCAAGACUCCGGCCGGGUGCAAGUCGGGGAAGGACGGGGAGCCGGGGUCCGAUGUGCCGGAGGAAACGGACCACGAGUCUGCAGCCGCGGAGAACGCAAAGAGCGACAGUGAGCCGAAUAACGCGACGGACUCCAGCACCCUGGACGAGAAGAGCCCGGACCAGCCCAAGCAGCGGAAGAAGCGCUCCAGGGCCGCCUUCUCUCACGCGCAGGUCUUCGAGCUGGAGCGUCGCUUCAACCACCAGCGGUACCUGUCCGGGCCCGAGCGGGCCGACCUGGCGGCCUCCCUGAAACUCACGGAAACUCAGGUCAAGAUCUGGUUCCAGAACCGGCGGUACAAGACGAAACGCCGCCAGAUGGCCGCGGACCUGAUGGCGUCCACCCCGGCGGCCAAGAAGGUGGCGGUGAAAGUGUUGGUGCGGGACGACCAGAGACAGUACGGGCCGGGAGAGAUCCUGCGGCCCCCGCUGCUCUCCCUGCAGCCGUCCUACUACUACCCCUACGCGUACUGCCUGCCCGCGUGGACGCUCUCUGCGUGUACGGGGAACCCGUGACAAUCUGUGGCUAUUUAUUCCUUCCAACAACUGGCCGACUGUCUCCCGGAGGAUGAGAGCCAGGGGGACUAAUCCGCUCACCGGGCUCACCGUGGGGCCUCAGGCCACAUCACGGGCCCCACAACUGCUUCCUCAAAUCCUCCCAAAUCCUCCUCCGUUUGUGUAAAACAGCACCGUCCACAGCAGACGGUUCUUAUCAUGCUAUUGGUGAGCGUGGAGAAUGGACCUCCUCUUUUUUAAUGUAGUAUUUUAACCUCUGAGGAGUGACACUAAUAACGUUGAAGUAUUCCUUUCUCUGCCCGGGAGCCGCGCGAGGACCUCUGACGCCCCGCGCACCUCACUUUGGGAACCUGCGGCCUGAGCUGACAGAACAUGUUGGUUCAUAUUUUACAUGCGUCUUCCUACCUCUGCAGUGAUUGGAAAUGGACAUUUUCCAUUGACUUUACAUUGAAGUGUGUCUGUUACAGGUUUUGUUGUUGCUGUGUUUGCAAAGGUAAGAUAUUUCAGCACUUUGGAGCUUUUUACGUCACAUUACUUCGGUGUAAGACGCAUUCUAGUGAGCGCAUGUCGUGUGAGGAUGACAGGAGGCGGUCUCUUGUGUUAUUGGCCUAAAAGUGAUCUCGUGGCAGGAAGCAGACUAUAAAACGGACACACGUCUAAUUGAAAUGUACAUGUGUUAUUCGUGUAAAAUGACGAAAAAAACAUUAAAACAUAUC
Molecule: messenger RNA, 1737 nt
Organism: Pungitius pungitius (ninespine stickleback)
Lineage: Eukaryota; Metazoa; Chordata; Actinopteri; Perciformes; Gasterosteidae
Gene: nkx3-2
Product: NK3 homeobox 2
Exons: 2
Coding region: 239-1021 (260 amino acids)
Biological process (GO): cell differentiation; regulation of transcription by RNA polymerase II
Cellular component (GO): nucleus
Molecular function (GO): RNA polymerase II cis-regulatory region sequence-specific DNA binding; DNA-binding transcription factor activity, RNA polymerase II-specific
Source: RefSeq, a predicted model, not a curated record